Molecule: messenger RNA, 4314 nt
Organism: Candida tropicalis MYA-3404
Lineage: Eukaryota; Fungi; Ascomycota; Pichiomycetes; Serinales; Debaryomycetaceae
Exons: 1
Coding region: 1-4314 (1437 amino acids)
Biological process (GO): phospholipid translocation
Cellular component (GO): plasma membrane
Molecular function (GO): ATPase-coupled intramembrane lipid carrier activity; ATP hydrolysis activity; ATP binding
Source: RefSeq, a predicted model, not a curated record
AUGACUGAUUCUUCAAAUUAUUCUUCUGAGGAGAGCCCCCCUGGAAAUUUCAAAAAGCAGCAACUACCAGAUAAUUCAAAUCUACACCAAGAUCAAACACCACCUCCACCUGGUAAGAAAAAGAAAAAUAAGAAACAAAAACAAAAAGCAGAUAUAUCUAGCCCAAGAACUAUUGUUUUCAACAAACUGACAGAGUUCCCCCAGGAUUACUGUAGGAACAAAAUCCGAACUACCAAAUACAGUCCGCUCUCAUUUUUGCCCAAGAAUAUCUUUCACCAGUUUGCCCAUAAUGUGGCCAACUUAUAUUUCCUUCUUAUCGUUAUUCUUGGGGCAUUCCAGAUCUUUGGGGUACCAUCCCCUGGUUUGGCUGCUGUUCCUUUAAUUGUUAUUGUUUGUGUGACAGCUGCCAAAGAUGCAUUUGAAGAUUCCAGAAGAGCCGUUUUAGAUGCAGAGUUCAAUAAUCAAUACACACACAUAUUGGAACAAGUGAAUUUUGAUAUUACCGACUACCGAUACAACAAUGAUAAUGUUCAUGAAGAAAAAGUUUCAUUAUGGAGAAAAUUCAAAAAAGCAACAACUAGAGGUUGUAUCAAGGUAUACAAGUUUUUUCAAAAUAAUUUCACCAAAAAGGGAAGAGCAAACAAAGCUAGACAGGAAACCGUGGAUACCAGAAGAAAAUCUUUUGAUAGUGACGUUGCCUCCCCAAGAAGUUCACUUGACAACGUGGAAUCGUAUGGAGAAGCACUUCGAUUAUCAACCACCAAUAGAUCGCACAGCCAUCGUGAUAAGAUCUUGAAGUUUGGUAGAAAUUAUUGGAAGAAUGUGCGUGUUGGUGACAUUUUGCGUGUUUACAAUAAUGAGGAAGUUCCGGCUGAUUGUAUUGUUUUGGCAACCAGCGAUGAAGAUAAUUUUUGUUACAUUGAAACCAAGAACUUGGAUGGUGAAACCAAUUUGAAAGUCAAACAAGGCAUUAGAUAUUCGGAUAUGGUUCACAAGGCUGAUGAUAUGAUUGAUCUUGAAUUUGAAAUUGAAUCAGAAGCCCCAAACCCGAAUUUGUACUCAUAUGAAGGUAACAUCAAAUACGAUCGAGAUGGUCACCAGAUUCAAGAGCCUUUGUCUAUCAGUAACUUUUUGCCUAGAGGUUGUACCGUGCGUAAUACCAAAUGGAUCAUUGCAAUUGUUGCUUAUACUGGGCAGGAUACAAAGAUUAUGUUGAAUGCUGGUAUCACCCCUACCAAGAAUUCACGUAUCUCUCGUCAGUUGAAUAUAUCGGUCAUCCUUAAUUUUGUAUUGUUAUUUGUCUUAUGUUUUAUAUCCGGUUUGGUCAAUGGUUUGUACUAUCGAGGAACAAACAGUUCUAGAAUUUAUUUUGAUCUACAUCCAUAUGGUAAAACUCCUGCAAUAAAUGGGGUCAUUGCAUUCUGGGUUGCAGUUAUUAUUUAUCAAUCCUUGGUUCCAAUCUCAUUAUAUAUCACAAUUGAAAUCAUCAAGACUGCCCAAGCGUAUUUUAUUUAUGCCGAUGUCAAGAUGUAUUAUGAGAAAUUAGAUUUCCCUUGUGUUGCAAAAGCUUGGAAUAUUUCUGAUGAUUUAGGUCAAAUUGAAUAUGUUUUCAGCGACAAGACAGGAACAUUAACACAAAAUGUAAUGGAGUUUAGAAAGUGUACCAUCAAUGGGAAAUCUUAUGGGUUGGCUUAUACUGAGGCUCAACAAGGUUUAGAUAAACGUGCAGGGGUAGAUGUGAUUGAAAAAGCCCAUAGAUGGAAAACAAAGAUUAGCAAGGAUAAAGAGGUUAUGAUUGACGAAUUGCACAACAAUCUUUCAAAUAGAGAUGUCUAUGAUGAUGAACUUACUUUUGUUUCUCUGGAGUUUGUCAAGGAUAUCGUGGAUGAAUCUGAUAAACAGCUGCAAUGCAACAAGCAAUUCAUGUUAGCAUUAGCAUUGUGUCAUACUGUGAUGACCGAAAAGGAUCCAGAAAACCCACAGAAACUGGUUUUGAAAGCUCAAUCACCAGAUGAAGCUGCUUUAGUGGGGACUGCCCGUGCAUUGGGAUUUAAUUUCAAGAAUGCUACUAAAAAUGGGGCAGUAAUAGAGGAAUUUGGAAAAUUGACUGAAUAUGAGAUUUUAAACACAUUGGAGUUCAAUUCUACUAGAAAGAGAAUGAGUACAAUUAUCAAAGUUCCCGGAAAGACUGCCAGAGAUGAGCCUAAAGCAUUGCUCAUUUGUAAAGGGGCCGACAGCGUCAUAUUUCAAAGAUUGGAUCCUACAUUGAAUUCAAAUGAACUCGUUAGCAAGACUGCACUUCAUCUUGAGGACUUUGCCAACGAAGGUUUGCGUACUUUGUGCAUAGCUCAACGUGAAUUAAGCUGGAGCGAAUAUUCCGAGUGGAGCAAACGUUAUCAAGCUGCUGCUUCGUCUUUGGAAGAUCGUGAGUAUAGAAUGGAAGAAGUGGCAGAUUCCAUUGAACGUAACUUGAUUUUGUUGGGUGGUACUGCUAUCGAAGAUAGAUUACAAGCAGGUGUUCCUCAGUCUAUUUCGAUUUUAAGUCAAGCUGGUAUUAAAUUGUGGGUUUUGACGGGUGAUAAAAUUGAAACCGCUAUUAACAUUGGGUUUUCCUGUAAUUUAUUGGAAAACGAUAUGAAGUUAUUAGUUGUUCGUCCCGAGCCUGAUGAUUUAGAUAAUGUGGCUCAUAUUGACCAAUUGAUUACCAAAUAUUUGAAAGAAGAGUUCAAUAUCGACGUCAGUACUCCAGAGCAAGUCGACAGAUUGAUAAAAGAAGCAAGAAAAGACCACUCCAUUCCCCAAUCCAAGGUGGCAUUGAUUAUUGAUGGUGCAGCUUUGUCUGAGAUUUUCCAAGACUUGAGUGAACAUCCUGAUCCGUCCGUCCAACGUUUGCAGGAUAAAUUCUUGUUGUUGGGUAAGCAAUGUAAGUCUGUUCUUUGUUGUCGUGUUUCCCCUGCCCAAAAGGCACAAGUUGUUAAAAUGGUUAAGAAUGGAUUGCAAGUUAUGACAUUAGCAAUCGGAGACGGGGCUAACGAUGUUGCCAUGAUCCAAGCAGCCAAUGUAGGUGUUGGUAUUGCUGGUGAAGAAGGUAGACAAGCUGUCAUGUCGUCAGACUAUGCCAUUGGACAGUUUAGAUUUUUGACAAGAUUACUAUUGGUGCAUGGAAGAUGGUGUUACAAGAGAUUAGCAGAGAUGAUUCCUUGUUUCUUCUACAAAAAUGUCGCCUUCACACUCACUUGCUUCUGGUAUGGUAUUUACAAUAACUUUGAUGGAUCAUACUUGUACGAGUAUACUUAUUUGAUGUUUUAUAAUUUGGCAUUCACAUCAUUGCCAGUUAUAUUUUUGGGUAUUUUUGAUCAGGAUGUUUCAGAUACAGUUUCACUUUUAGUUCCGCAACUAUACAUCAGUGGUAUUUUGAGCAAAGAUUGGCAUCAGUUUAAAUUUGUUUGGUAUUGUGUUGAUGGUUUCUAUCAGUCUGUGAUUUCAUUUUUCUUCCCAUAUUUACUAUUCUACAAGGCAUUCCAGAAUCCUCAGGGAAUGACAAUCGAUCACAGAUUUUUUGUGGGUAUAGUGGUAGCAUGUAUUGUAGUUACUGCUUGUAACAUCUAUGUGUUGAUGAGACAGUACAGAUGGGAUUGGUUAUCAGUAUUGAUUGUGGUCAUCUCCAUUUUAUUGGUUUAUUUCUGGACAGGUGUGUGGAGUGUCAACAAAAAUUAUUCUGGUGAAUUCUAUAGAGCUGGCGCACAAACUUUGGGUACUUUGGCAGUUUGGUGUUGUAUAUUUGUUGGUAUUAUUGGCUGUUUAUUGCCUAGAUUUACAUAUGAUUUCUUGAAUUCCAACUUCCGUCCUUCAGAUGUUGAGAUUAUCAGGGAACAAGUUAGAAAAGGUGAAUUUGAUGAAUAUCCUUUUGGCUAUGACCCAACAGAUGCAGAGGAUGUAGAGAGACACAGAUUGCUUACUGAAAUCAUCAAAGAGGAUCCGACAUUAUUUGAGAAGAUGGAACAGGAAUAUAAGGAUGAGGAACAGGAGAAAGAAACUAAAUUGGGCCGAACUUUCAAAUCUAUAAAGAGACACACUACCAUCAAACGAAACACUAAACAAUCCGAGCAACGUUUGAGAAGAAACACCAUUAACGAUCAAUUCCAGAAACAUAUUCCUUUGGAAGAAUUACGACAACAGAUGAUUCAUACUGGAGAAUAUACCUCAGGUAGAUAUUCGUUAGAGAGGUUAAGUACCACCCAUGAUCUUCCAGGAGUUGUUCAAGCUGAUACCUUGUUGAAAUAUCACACCAGGAAUAGUGUAAACAUGAGUUAA